Penicillium paradoxum is the source of this 1797-nucleotide messenger RNA. It is a transcript of the gene gpi16, whose product is annotated as GPI-anchored transamidase subunit GPI16. The record is from RefSeq and is a predicted model, not a curated record. Gene Ontology annotation, cellular component: GPI-anchor transamidase complex. Bases 1 to 1797 code for a protein of 598 amino acids. The transcript is spliced from 3 exons. Lineage: Eukaryota; Fungi; Ascomycota; Eurotiomycetes; Eurotiales; Aspergillaceae. Gene Ontology annotation, biological process: attachment of GPI anchor to protein.
AUGACGGUCCUGUCACUAUUCUCACUUCCUUUCGUCGCGCUUUUUCUCUCGUUUUGGAGCUCCUCGGUCUCCGCGUCGCCGGACUAUCACGAAAGCCUUCUCCUACAACCCCUCCCGCAGUCCUCCCUACUAGCUUCAUUCAACUUCCGAAGCAAUACAUCGCAACAAUCAUUCGACCAGCAGCAUUUUAGAUAUUUGCCUCGCGCUCUUGGUCAAAUAUUACAACACGCACACACCAAAGAGUUACAUCUCCGCUUCACCACAGGAAGAUGGGAUGCUGAAAGCUGGGGCCAACGGCCAUGGAACGGCAGCAAAGAAGGAGGUACUGGAGUGGAGCUUUGGGCCUGGAUCGAUGCGCCGGACGAUGAGGAGGCGUUUGCUAAAUGGAUCACCCUGACGCAGUCCCUCUCUGGUUUGUUCUGCGCCUCGUUGAACUUCGUGGACUCUACCCGGACCACUCGUCCUGUGGUUUCUUUCCAGCCGGCCGGGGACCACUCGGCUGCUGAUCAAUUGCAUCUUCUGCACGGUACUCUCCCCGGAGAGGUAGUCUGCACGGAGAACUUGACCCCCUUUUUGAAGCUGCUUCCAUGCAAAGGCAAGGCUGGGAUCUCCUCUCUAUUUGAUGGACACAAACUGUUCGAUGCUGCAUGGCAGAGUAUGUCAGUAGACAUUCAGCCAGUCUGCAAUGCAGACGGAGACUGUGUAGUCCAAAUCGAGCAAACUGUGGACAUGGUCUUGGAUAUUGAGCGAUCCAAGCGAUCUCGCUCGAAUCCAAUUCCUCGGCCCGUGCCUAAUGAGCAGCUUGUUUGUGACACUUCCAAGCCUUACAAUGCAGAAGAUACCUGCUACCCUCUUGAAAACGCAAGCGACAAGUCAUGGAGUCUAACAGAAAUCUUCGGGCGAAGUUUGAAUGGUGUUUGUCCCCUUGCAGACUCCGAUGAAUCUAGCGAUCAAAGUGUCUGCCUUCGCGUUCCCCACGAGCGGGAAGUCUUCAUAUCUGGAGAAGCCGAUGAGAUCAAGAAAGACGACGGCUUCACGCGUUGUUUCAACUUGGCGCCAUCGGCUUCUUUUGAUCUCUCAAUUCAGCAGCAGCCAGUGAAUACGCAAGUCCCGCUGGAUGAGCCCGUUUUACACGCCGAGCGAACCAUUGUUGGCCACGGCCAGGAGCGCGGUGGAAUGCGCAUCAUCUUCGGCAAUCCAUCCGAUACGAGCGCAGUUGAUUUCAUUUACUUCGAGUCUCUCCCGUGGUUCUUGCGACCAUAUAUACAUACAUUGUAUGCAACAAUCACAGGGCUCGACGGAGUUCCGCGUGAGGUCCCCGUCUCCGAAAUCGUCAAGGAGACAUACUACCGCCCCGCUAUUGAUCGCGAGCGUGGAACACAAUUAGAGCUAGUGCUCUCUGUUCCCGCUGCAUCGACCGUUACCUUGACUUACGAUUUCGAAAAGGCUAUUCUUCGGUACACUGAGUAUCCCCCUGAUGCUAAUCGCGGCUUCAACGUUGCACCUGCCGUCAUUCGGAUCUUGGACAGCACUCACAGUGCGCCGGUCUAUAUCCGUUCCACGAGUUUGCUUCUUCAACUCCCAACCCCGGAUUUCAGUAUGCCGUACAAUGUGAUCAUCCUCACUAGUACCGUAAUCGCACUGGCCUUCGGAACCAUCUUCAAUAUCUUGGUCCGACGAGUGGUCUCUCUAGAUGAGGCCGCCGCACUUGCCGCCCAGACUAUGAAAGGCCGGUUAUUCGGGAAAUUGGUCGCCAUUCGUGAUCGAUUCCGUGGCAAGGAGACCAAAGUGGAAUAG